This is a messenger RNA of Schistosoma curassoni, 1808 nucleotides long. The record is from the annotation of a GenBank genome assembly. NCBI's taxonomy places the organism in Eukaryota, Metazoa, Platyhelminthes, Trematoda, Strigeidida, Schistosomatidae.
GAUAACGGCGCGCAACCAAUAGUGGGUCGUCGCGCGUGGUUGUUUUGUUAGUCCUUUUUUUGGUAGUUUCGUUUCACUAUGAACGGGAAAAAUGGGGCUGGUGAUAAAAAUGAGUGUUCCCCUAGCACAUCAUGUGAGUCUACCACUGAAUCGUCAGAUAUGACUUCAAAGGACUACUAUUUUGACUCAUACGCGCAUUUCGGAAUUCAUGAGGAAAUGUUAAAGGAUGAAAUCAGAACACUCACCUAUCGCAGUGCUUUAAUUCACAACAAACACCUCGUAAGAGAUAAGGUAGUGCUUGAUGUUGGUUGUGGGACCGCCAUCCUCUGUUUGUUUGCAAUUAAAGCUGGAGCCAAACAUGCGAUUGGAAUUGAUUGUUCCAACAUCAUUGACCGGGCAAUGGAAGUCGUGCGAGCUAACAAUAUGGCGGACCGUAUCACUCUGAUCAAAGGAAAAGUAGAAGAAGUGGAACUACCUCCGGAGUACCCCAAGGUCGAUAUAGUCAUAAGUGAAUGGAUGGGUUAUUGUCUUUUUUACGAGUCAAUGUUGAAUACUGUUAUUUAUGCCAGAGACAAAUGGUUGGCACCUGGUGGCAUAAUUAUGCCUGAUCGUGCAACCCUGUAUGUGUGCGCUAUCGAAGAUAGACAGUACAAAGAUGAAAAAAUUAACUGGUGGGACAGCGUGUACGGUUUUGACAUGAGUUGUAUAAGAAAAGUUGCACUUACAGAACCUUUGGUUGAUGUUGUUGAUCCUAACCAAGUUGUGACUAAUUGCUGUUUAGUCAAGGAAGUGGACAUGUAUACCAUCACGGUUCCCGAAUUGACAUUCAGUGCACCAUUCACACUUACCUGCAAAAGGAAUGAUUAUAUUCAAGCCUUGGUUACGUUUUUCAACAUAGACUUCACUUCUUGCCAUAAACCUACAGGAUUUUCAACAGGUCCUGAUGAGCGCCGCUACACACAUUGGAAACAAACAGUUUUUUAUCUCGAUAAUGGCGAUGAUGACUGUCUAACUGUCAAGAAAGGAGAACAUAUCAACGGUGUGAUGUCUAUUAAACCGAAUGAACGAAAUAACUAUUGUACCUACAUCAAACAAUGCGUCACACUUGUAUAUUUUUCAACACCAUCAGGAAAUAGUGAACAGAUUUAUUCAGCAUUAUCGAUCAUAAUAUAAUUUCUGAUGAUUUCAUAUUCAGUGAGUUUCUGGAUUUUCUUACUAAGUUUUAAGUUUUGAUUCAGUGUGCUUAUGAAGUCUGAUUUACUGUGGACUAGAAAGGGUUUGAAAUAAUAAUGUACUGAAGAUACUUUUCAACGUAUAAUGAAAUAUUUCACUACAUGUAUCAACAGUCACUUCCAAACCGAACAAUAGUGCUUAUCUAACAAGUAAGAUGUAUAAGCAGAUAAAUGAAAUAAACAAUUCACACUGCUACAGUUGAUUCUCUAUUCACUUUAUAGUUGUCAUACUUACUGUCUAAUAUUUUUGUUUGUGCGUGAUCUUGAUAUCAACAUCAAAGUAGAAUUUGUGGGAGAACUUUCGUCGAUCGACAAAAUGUUUAACUAUCGUAUGCGCUGAUUUGUCGCCCAAGAUGGUUUGAAUUGGAUCGUAAUCAAAACUCUUAAAAGAUCUAAUUUCAAAAUCCUUGCCUUCAAUUUAUAACCUCAUUCUGAACAGCAUUUAAUUGUUUUAAUCCGCUAGAUUUAUCAGGGCAUUUUCUUCGCUCUUAUGAAUUCGUUUCCCUGUGUGCGUGUAUUAUUCCGUAUUACUUUGUUUUUAUGGUGGAUUUUUCAAUAAAAUAGAUAAAUGACUUU